ACUGCCCAGCGUUCCGAUCCAUCCUCCGCCAUGCGCGCCUCUGUGCGGACCUUGGCACGCGAUGACUACUUGGCGGUUCGAUUGAAGCGGCUGGCCGCCUGGGCGCGAAGCUGCAGCGUGGCCGAGCUGCCCGCGCAGGUUCUCUGAGCUGAGCAGGGCCGAUGGGGACCGAUCGCAAGCCGGUGGACGAGGAGGCAGGAGAGCGGCGAGUGGAACGGACAUGGUUUGGCUCGAACGUUGCUCCCUCUCUGCCAAUCGCGGUUCUUCGGCGCCGGGCGGGCCCAGAGCGUCCCGGGCGGGUUCCCCCAGCAGUGCUCUUCAUGGAGGAGCUGGAACGACGCGCCACGGCGGCAGAGGCUGCGGAGUUGCAAGCGCUGGUGGCGACGGGUCGAGGACAGUGUCGAGUGUUGGCCAGACCAGAGGUCCUAGAGCCUGUGAUGAGGCAACUGGAGCUGGGCUUUCAAGAACUGCGAGGACUCUCCGAGGCCUUGAGCGGCCGGCUGCUGUGGCUCGAGGAAGGCACGUACACGGCACGAGAGAACCUGAGGUUCUUGACGAGCGCCUCGUUGCAACCCUUGCGCGCGCAGAUGCGCACCGGGGAGAUUGCCAACGAGACGACCUUGGCCUCGGCGCUGCUGCAGCCGGCGGCCGUGCUCGUGGGCGACACCGACUACGCGCCGGACGCCUUUGCGGCACGGUGCCUCUUGUCCGAGGGCGUCGGCUUCCUCACCCGCGCUGCUGCCCUGAAGCCUGAGAAGGUGCCGAGCGCCAAGCGGCGGCGCUUUCGGAAGGCCUUCGCCAAGUACCAAGAGCAUAUCAAGGCAGCCGCUUCCGGCGUGGAGGCCGAGAUCUUUCAGAAAUUGGCUUUUUGGCUGGGCAUGAUGGAUGCCUGGUAUGAGCAGAUGCCUGUGUUGAUGGACCUGUCCUUGCUGAAAGACGCCGUGGCGCAGCACGUGGUGCCCUUGGCCGCCUGGGUGCUGCGCCCGCACCUGAAGCCGAUCGUGGGCCGGGUGGUGCCUCCGCCGGACCCCCCCGACGCGGUGCUGAAGGACGAGGACCUCCGCAAGCUUUGCCUCUCGCGCAGCUCCGGCUAUCCCGCAGCUCCCGAAGCGGACGGCCCGGCGUCUCCGGCGGCACGGCCGUCCACCGGCACGGUGCCCAUGCCGGCACGGUGGCUGAAGGAGAGCUCCAGCGUGCGCGACGGCGACCCGUGCGGGGCUUCGGAUCGGGUGGGGAGCGACAGUGGGACCUUGGACUACUCCACCGACGACGAGGACCCACCAGACCUGGACGAGGCGCCCGAGACGGCGGAGAAGGCGAGCGAACGAGCCGGACCGGCCCGUGUGGAGCGGAUCCUGCCGCCGAUGCUGCUGUGACAGGACUCGAUCAAUGCAUGAUGAGAUGGAGGGCGGUCUUGACAUCUGCAUGAUGAGCUGCUGUGAUGUGGGUUUGGAAAUGACAUGAAAUGAU
Molecule: messenger RNA, 1470 nt
Organism: Durusdinium trenchii
Lineage: Eukaryota; Dinophyceae; Suessiales; Symbiodiniaceae
Source: the annotation of a GenBank genome assembly